CAAUCUCGAGCAGUUCAGCAAAUAACGAACAAUAACAAAAAAUUAUUCGACAUGUCUCGCAAUCUGAUGGUUCUCUUUCUCGUGGCGAUUAUCUGCGUCACUGUCAUGAGUAAUCCUUCUCUAAAGCAAUACAAGCCACUACCUCCUCCUCUUCCUCCAUCACCAAAACAUUGCGAACCGAAACCACUGCCUCCUCCUCCUUCACCUUCUCCUCCACCAAAACAUUGGAAACCGACACCAUCGCCUACGCCUCAUCCUCCUCCCCUUCCACCACCAAAACAUUGCAAACCGACACCACCACCGCCACCUCCUCCUUCUCCCCCUCCUCCUCCACCUCCAAAAUGCCCUAAGAACGAGAUCUAUAAGACAUGUGGAACUGCCUGUCAACCAUCUUGCCAGAAACCUAAGCCAAUAUGCAAUUUGUUAUGUGUCAAGGGUUGUUUCUGCAAAAAUGGCUUAUUGAGAAACAAAUGGGGUAAAUGCGUCAAACCUUACAACUGUUAAUCGUGAUGUCACAUGUGGAUAAAUAAUCAAUUAUUAUCAAUUGAUGUGUGUUAAUCAUUUAUUAUCAAUUGAUGUGUGUGGUAAUCAUUUAUUCUCAUGGAUGUGUGUUAUUAGUAUCGAGUGCCUUUUUAUAUCACUUAAAUAUGUGUAUAAUCGUGUGAAACUAAAUAAUAAUAAAAAUGAUACA
Molecule: messenger RNA, 691 nt
Organism: Camponotus floridanus (Florida carpenter ant)
Lineage: Eukaryota; Metazoa; Arthropoda; Insecta; Hymenoptera; Formicidae
Product: anther-specific proline-rich protein APG-like
Exons: 3
Coding region: 52-504 (150 amino acids)
Source: RefSeq, a predicted model, not a curated record